GGCAGCUAUGGCGGCCGUACGCGGCCUGCGAGUGUCUGUGAAGGCGGAGGCCCCGUUGGGGCCGGCCUUGGGGCUCCCGUCACCUGAGGUGGAGUCUGGCUUGGAGCGUGGCGAGCCGGAGCCCAUGGAGGUGGAGGAGGGCGAGCUGGAGAUCGUGCCGGUGCGGCGCUCGCUGAAAGAACUGAUCCCGGAUACAAGCAGAAGAUAUGAAAACAAGGCUGGCAGCUUCAUCACAGGAAUCGAUGUGACCUCCAAAGAAGCAAUUGAAAAGAAAGAACAGCGAGCUAAGCGCUUCCAUUUUCGAUCAGAAGUAAAUCUUGCCCAGAGAAAUGUAGCCUUGGACCGAGACAUUAUGAAGAAAGCAAUCCCCAAAGUGAGACUGGAGACAAUCUACAUUUGUGGAGUAGAUGAGAUGAGUACCCAGGAUAUCUUUUCCUAUUUUAAAGAAUAUCCUCCAGCUCACAUCGAAUGGUUGGAUGACACUUCCUGUAAUGUGGUUUGGCUGGAUGAAAUGACAGCUACACGAGCCCUUAUUAAUAUGAGCUCUAUGCCAGCCCAGGAUAAGAUAAGAAGCAGAGAUGCCAAUGAAGACAAGUCAUCUGAGAAAAGUAAAAAAGACAAGCAGGAAGACAGUUCAGAUGAUGAAGAGGCUGAAGAAGGAGAAGUUGAAGAUGAGAACUCCAGUGAUGUAGAGUUGGACACAUUGUCUCAGGUAGAAGAAGAGUCUCUGUUAAGAAACGAUCUUCGUCCAGCUAACAAACUUGCUAAAGGAAAUAGGUUAUUCAUGAGAUUUGCUACUAAAGAUGACAAAAAGGAACUUGGAGCAGCCAGAAGAAGUCAGUAUUACAUGAAAUAUGGGAAUCCAAACUAUGGAGGCAUGAAAGGAAUUCUUAGCAAUUCAUGGAAGCGAAGAUAUCAUUCCCGUCGCAUUCAGCGGGAUGUGAUUAAGAAGAGAGCCCUGAUUGGGGAUGACCUUGGCUUGACAUCAUAUAAACACCGACAUUCUGGUAGUUGCCUGCUCAGCUCUUGGGAAAGAUUAGUGAAUGUUCCUGAGGAACCCAUUGAGGAGGAGGAAGAAGAGGAGGAGGAUGAGGAGGAAGACCAGGACAUGGAUGCAGAUGACAGGGUGGUGGUAGAGUAUCAUGAGGAGCUCCCAACUCUCAAGCAGACUCGUGAGCGGAGCACAUCCAGACGAUCCAGUGCUAGCAGCUCAGAUUCAGAUGAAAUGGACUAUGAUCUGGAGCUGAAAAUGAUUUCUACUCCUUCACCAAAGAAAAGCAUGAAAAUGACUAUGUAUGCUGAUGAAGUGGAAUCUCAGUUGAAAAGUAUUAGGAACUCCAUGAGAGCAGAUAGUAUAACCACUAGCAAUAUCAAAAACCGAAUUGGGAACAAGUUGCCACCUGAGAAAUUUGUAGAUGUCCGUCACCUGUUAGAUGAAAAACGUCAGCACUCACAUCCACGGCCACCAGUCAGCAAUACUAAAUCAGAUAUUCGCCAGCGAUUAGGAAAAAGACCAUAUUCUCCAGAAAAGGCUUUUAAUAGUAACCCAGUGGUCCGGAGAGAGCCCUCUUCAGAUGUACAUAGUAGGCUAGGGGUUCCCAGGCAAGAUGUUAAAGGCCUCUACUCUGAUACACGGGAGAAGAAAUCAGGUAGCUUAUGGACUCGCUUAGGAUCUGCACCCAAGACCAAAGAAAAGAAUAUGAAGAAAGUGGUUCACAGGGCACCCAACACUGAGGAAGAUGAUUCUGAGCUGCAAAGGGCGUGGGGGGCUCUCAUUAAGGAGAAAGAACAGUCUCGCCAAAAGAAGAGCCGCUGUUACCAGCACCCUUUUCCCAAGAAAAGUCAAUUCCCAGGUGCUUACUGGACAGCCUUCGAGGGGGAAGAUGAGGGAAGCAGCCAGCUCACUCUUCCAGGACCCUAGUGUGGGGGCCGAAUUUCACGGACCUGACCUCAGAGGUGCACCUGACGCCCAGGUAGAUAAGAGACACAGCAGCGAUCUCACUUCCAAUUGAUCGUGCUUCUGUUCCUUCCUUGGGGAUUUCUAUUAGGGCCUUUUAUUGGCUGUCAGUUUGAUGUUAAGAUCAAAUUCAGUGCUGUGGGAUUUUUAGGAACAAACAGCUGUGACUUCUGGAUUUGGGGUUGAUUCAUGUGCUAGGGGUGGAGUCAUGGGUUAAUGUUGAACAAUUUUUAAGUCUGUAUUAUGUUUAAAAAAUAUUAAUGACUUAAAAGUUUAAAUUUUUAAUUUUUAUAUGUGGAAAUCCUUCCUGUUGGCUAUAGGGGAAGGUCAAGUGGUGUCUUUUGUGCUGUUAAAUAUAUAUUAUAUACUUUGGAAGAAGGCAAAGAGAGGAGUCUCCUUAUUUUUAAAUAAUCCUAAUUGUAUAGUCUGUUUGUUGUACAUAGAGUUCAGCUUGCUUUUUGGCCAGUGUAGGAAAAAAAAAAUCUAUCCAUCUGAGAUGGGAAUCUUACUGUUUAUUAUUACUUUAGAAGUGAUCCAUUGAUAAUUUAUUCUUUAUGUUUCCAAGUUAUAGCUGAAGACUUCUUCAAAACUGGUAAAUAAGAGAACAGUUUCAGAAAAUUUUAAGCUCCUUUCAGAUUAUUACCAUAAAAAGGAGGUAGAUUAUUUUGUCUUCCUGUCUGAUUUUUAUUUUGAAGUAUUUAAUACUGUAUUCCUCUGCAGGCUUAAAAAUAGCAUUUCCUUUCAGUUCAUUAGAACAGUAAUGAGUCUUUGUCCCUUUGUGAUGUCACACAGCUCAUUACCUGCCUGGAUUGUUUUGUACCCAGUGCAACCCUGGAUCCUAGAAUACUUGACUUGUGGCUGAGCUGAUGUCAUGUUGAUGGCUAAGUACACUGGUUCAAAUGAAUGCAGAACAGAACAGUGUUGCUAAUAAAGGGCUGUGAGACUUGAGAGAGUUGUAAGAAAAACUGUUUUAUCUUCCACCCCACUACCACUCCCCCUAGAAAGAUGGUAGCAUAUAACCAUGACAUGUUUCAGCUUCCUAGGAUUCUGGAAAAAGAAGUGGUUCUGGCUUCUCGCCGAUAGAGACCGAAGCCUUCAAGGUUUCUCAGCUCUUCUUACUCUGUAAGGAACACAGCUCAGAGCCAGGUUCUUAGGAAGACGGCUCAGGGUUUGAUAGAGUAUGAACUGCAAGGGUCUGAGAGCUGGACUGCUUGAUACAUCUGGCCCUGCCUCAUUGACUUGGGCCUUGCUUUUCCCAUCUUGUAAAUGAAUGAGUUGUUACUGAGCUUCUGGCUUUGUUGGUGCCUAUCAGUGGUGGUUUAUUCUUCUCAAAGCUGUGGCUGCAGCACUGCUUUCUGUUGUAAGUGGCCAAGAAGACAACCAGGGCAGGCAUGAGAUUAUAGACAGGGUCUUAUCCCCAUCAGAUUACAGUCUGUAGUUUGGUGGCUUAAAGAUGUCCUUGUGGUUUCACCUGACAUGGACCCUCAGAGUUUAGAAAUGCCCUUCAUAGACUUUUCUGUUUCCCAGACAUGGCCCUUUCCCACCAGUAGCUCAUACCCACUUGUCCCAGGACCUUUCACAACUCACAAGACUCCUGCUAGAGAUCAGGGAAGACAUUAUGAAGGGGGUGUGGGAGAGGGUGCACUCAAAACUUGGUCUUUUAUCUAACCCAGAAAAAUACUCACUUUGGGAGGCUUGCAGUUCCCAUAGCGGAAAGAACACAGAAAGGUAGCUUUAAGGAUUUUGCUUCCUAAGGUUAUUGGCCUUCUUAGCCUUCCUCACUCUCCAGCUAGCACUCAGUCACUCAGAUCUUACAUCUUAUUGUGCCCAGUAUACCCAGUCUUGUCUUUGGAGCUUAGGGUGAGUGUGGAUAGUGAGGACUGCUGCAGGCAACUAGGGUGCUUUCUGUACAUGUGGGCUUUGUCCUUACAUAUAGAUUUUAAAUACAGUUUUGCUGCUUGACAAUAAUUACAGAUACCUCAUUGCUGUUUCUUGCUCUCCCUCUUGGGAGAGGUAUCAGGUACCCAAGAGAACUAGUGAAGCCCACCGCAAGAUGUAAACCUUCCUUCCCUGGUCCCCAUAUAGUCUGAUCCUUUGAAUCCUUCCCUUUGGUUCAAGUUCUGUCCCACUCCCUCUGAAUAGUAGCCUCCUCCCCAACUCUCCUCCAUUCUGCACACUGUAGCCAAGACAAACUUUUAUUGUUAUUGGCAGCUAAAUUGAAAUGUGAUUUACAUAGGGUACAAUUCACCCAUUUAGUGUGUACACUUCAGUGGAUUUAGUGUAUUUACAGAAUUAUGCAACGAUUUCUAUGUCAAUUUUAGAACAUUUUCAUCACCAAAAAGAAAUCCUGCAUCCAUCAGUAGUCACUUCCUAUUCUUCCUUUUUCCUAACC
Castor canadensis (American beaver) is the source of this 4349-nucleotide messenger RNA. The record is from RefSeq and is a predicted model, not a curated record. Lineage: Eukaryota; Metazoa; Chordata; Mammalia; Rodentia; Castoridae.